Molecule: messenger RNA, 255 nt
Organism: Brenthis ino (lesser marbled fritillary)
Lineage: Eukaryota; Metazoa; Arthropoda; Insecta; Lepidoptera; Nymphalidae
Source: the annotation of a GenBank genome assembly
AUGACGUGUGUGUGUCUGACGGCGCCAGUACGUCUCGGCGUCUCGGCCUGCAUUAUAACUCGCUCCGAGCUGCAGCCCGCUCGCGCUCGCCGCACACACGCCCGCACACGCUCCCCAUAUAAUGUCAAAGGUCUCCGUCGGCGGCGGCCCGCCCCACCCCACGCGCCGCACAAAGACAAUAUCGCGACGUCAAAGGAGCGCCGUCCCGCGCCCAACUCGCCGCCCGCCGCCCCGCGCCUAGAGGAAAUGAAAAAU